Messenger RNA from Saccoglossus kowalevskii, 414 nucleotides. Its product is annotated as von Willebrand factor-like. Lineage: Eukaryota; Metazoa; Hemichordata; Enteropneusta; Harrimaniidae. The record is from RefSeq and is a predicted model, not a curated record. Gene Ontology annotation, cellular component: extracellular matrix.
CCAAAGUGAAACUGUAGCACAUAGCACAGAACUAAAGCAAAAAUGAAGUGGUUAGUGAUUGUACUUGUUUUUAUCCCAAUUGUUUGUGGCAACAAGAGGUUCGAAUAUCGCAAUGUCAAUGCUGAUUCGUGCGAUGUUGAUGACGCCGAGUGUGUCACAAACCAGGGUAUUGAGGGCCGUUGCAGGUCAACUUGCCAAGUAACGGAACGAGUGGUGGAAUCAGAUAAACUUUGCCCUCAUUCUGACUGUAAAUGCUGCACCACAAACACAGACAAAUGCGAUGAGAUAUAUCCAGGCAGUUACUGCGGACCACCUCCAUGUGAUGUGAAUAUGCUACAAAUAUUCGACACUGUAUUAUGUAAUCACAAUUACGUAUGUUGUCGUCCAAAGCAACUAUGUACGUUUCCAUUAUAA